Adineta steineri is the source of this 4269-nucleotide messenger RNA. Lineage: Eukaryota; Metazoa; Rotifera; Eurotatoria; Adinetida; Adinetidae. The record is from the annotation of a GenBank genome assembly.
AUGUUUCGAAUAUUAUUUAUCUUGAUAUUAUUUGUUAUUCAUGAAAGUGUUAAAAUUGAAUAUCCUCCUAAUCAACAUAUUGAAGAACGUUUAAGAAAAGAUAUUGAUUCAAUUGAUUCCAUCUUUCGAUAUUAUAUCGUUCCAAAUGAACUUCAAUUUCAUGCAAAAGCAAUUCAAGAUGAUCUACCAUAUUUUUUACGAUGUAAAGGAACGACGAAAGCAAUUCAAUUUACUGUUCCAACAUCUGCAACUAAAUAUUUGUCUUUGGAUACUGAUUAUAACACAAAUAUAAUCACUACUACACUACGAAGAAAUGAAUUGACGUCAAAUCUCGUUGGACGUUAUACAUGUUCAGAAAUAAUUAAUGAUAAAAAAUAUGAAGCAACUGUUCAUGUAUUUAUUCAAGAUGGAAAAUCUGUUUUUACUGAAACAGUUUAUCCGACCGUAUUUAAACAAACAGGUAUUCAUUUUUUUAACUUACCAUGUCAAACUACAAGCUGGUAUCCACGAAUAUCAUGUUCUAUACCAUCGAAUUCUAAACAAUGUCAAUUACGUCAAUGUAAUUCAAAAGAACGUCAAGCCAAUGAACUUAGUUGUAACACACCUGUAUGUGAUGGGCAAGACAUUUGUAUUCCAGUUUAUUAUACACCAAUUGAUUUAAAACCAGAAAAAGUCUUCUUUGAUCCACAGAUUGGUUUUGCACUUGAAAAUCCAACAAUACCAAGUGUAUUGCCCUAUUUUACUUGUAUGAGUAAUUAUACACCAAGUCAACAAUCAAAAGUUCCCUAUAAUACAUAUGAUCCUGAAUAUGUACAAAUUCAUCAGCCAAGUUUAACUGUUAUGAGUGAUGAAACUGUAAGAUUAAGUUGUGAAAUUCAAUAUGGAACAAAAGUUGAUCGAAAAAUACCCAUUCUCUUCUGGUUUGAAGAUAUUUACAAUCUUAAUUUAAUAUCAAAUCAAACGGAAAAACCAGUAUUUAAUCUUCAAACACAAGUCAAUAGUCGAAAUAGUUCAAUAACAUUACGUGGUUUUAAAUCAAAUAAAGUUUAUCGAUUUUAUUGUGUACGAAUAUCUGAUCAAGGUCUUUAUUCACGUUCUGUUGAUAUUACUUGCACUGAUACACCAUCACUUGAUCUUGAAAUUAAUUUAAAUGGAGCUGAUACUAAUGAUAAGAUUUCCUAUGGAUCAAAUAGUAUUUAUGAUAUAAGUAUUUUUACAAUUCCACGUUCAUCUAUUGUUCUUGAUCUAUCACGAAAUGGUAUCUCAUUAAUGAAUGAUAAACGAUUUGAAUUAUUACUUAGCACUAAUCAAGAAAAUCAAUUUUUUGAAUAUUCAUUAACUAUUUAUAAUAUGACAUUUGAAGAUGAAACAGAUUUAAAAAUUACUGCAAAAUCAUCAGCAUCAGAAAAAACAGUUGUCAUUAAACCGAAUAUUAUAGGAAAUCCUGUUGGUCAAUUAUCAUUUGUUCCUGAACAAAUACCACAUAAUAUUCCAUGGCGAAAUGAAAAUUCUAAUAACAAAGUAAAUAUAUAUCCUUAUGGUGUAUUUGAACGUGAAUCAUAUCGUAUUGCUUGUACAAUACGUCAUCGUUCUGAUAUUAAUCGACCAUUGAAUAUAUUUAUUAAAUAUUCUCAAUGUUCAAUUGAUAAUUGUCUAUCAAAUUUAAUUGAUCAAACAUGUCAAAUAACAUCAAAUCAAAAUAUCCUAAGCAUUACAUCUAAUCGUAUAAAUGAUUAUCAAACACAAUUUAUUAGUAGUACAUCUCAGACGAUUGAUAAUCCAACAAUUGGUUAUCAAUAUCUUUGUUGUUAUGAACAGAAUGGUUUAAUUAAUAUUGCUAAAGCCAUAACAAUUUUAUCACAAAAUCGUAAUAUGUUUAAUAUUCAUAAACCAGAAUUUAGUUUAGUUACCGGUGAUAUUUUAACAUAUCGUUGUGAAAGUCAUGAUUUAAUCUAUGAUGAUCUUCGUAUGAUUUAUAAUGAUAAAUUUUUUACAUAUGAGCGAAAUCGUUUUGAUCCUGGAUGGCGUAUUGUUGGAACUAAUCAAAUAAAACAAGUUGAUGUUACUUGGAAUUUACCAUUAAAUGAACAAAUUCAAAGUACAGCAAUUGAAGUUAAAACAGGACCAUUAAGAAUGAUUGGUAAUAAUGGAUAUUUUCAAUGUAUUGCUAUAUCUAAACGACCGGAUGUUAUUCCGAAUGCAAAUGAUACUUAUAAGAUCAAUGUUGAUGAUCCAGAAUUAUUAGAAUUUAAAAAUAAUUUACAAUUAGUAUCGAAAUUAGAUCGUAAAGUAGGUGAUAAUGUCGAACUUGAUUGUCAAUUUAAUGGACGACCAAAACCGAAAUUAGUUUGGUUGAAAGGAAAAUUACCAUUGAAAAAUGAUGAUUCAACGUUACAAUUUGGAGAUAAUAAUGGAAGUAUUUCGAUUACUCGUGCCCAACCAUCUGAUACUGGUUAUUAUACAUGUGAACUAAACAAUGGUCGUGAUGCUCCACUUCAACGAAGUUUUGAUUUACGAGUUAAAGGUUCUAAUCCAUAUUCAAAAAUGAGUCGUUUUACAGCUAUGAUUGUUAUUAUAUCUGCUUUACUUCUUCUUAUUAUGAUUGUAUUAUUAUUAAUCUUCAUUAUAAAAUAUAUUCGAAUGAGACGUAAUGUUCAAGGAAGUAUGUUUCAUGGAUUAAUACAAACUCCAUUACCGGAAAAUUUUGCUACAACAGAACAAAUUCGUACAUUUCUUAGUUAUAUUAAUCAUGAGACACUACCCAUGGCAAAAGAUGAUUUUAAAGAAUUAGGUCAUGGUCAAUUCGGUAUUGUUUAUCAAGUACGUUUACCAGAGGUUGGUCUUGUUGCAGCAAAGACUUUACCAGAAACAAUACGUAAUAAUGAACGUCGUCGUGAUGAUCGUAAAAAAAGUACUGAUAUUGAUGAAGAAAAUGUAGAAAUGUUAUCUAAACAUGAUAUUCAAAAGAAAAAAGCAGCUGAAAUGUUAAUUGAUGAAAUCAAAGUUAUGCAUAAAGCUGGUAAACAUGUUAAUAUAGUUGCAUUAAAAAAAGUUGCAUAUCCUGAAGCAAAAUUUAAAUUUAUGUUUCUUGGUGGACCUAUUCGAGAUGAAGAUUCAUUUUAUUUAAUGGAACUUUGUUCAAAUGGUUCACUUGAAUCAAUGCUUAAAUAUUUUAAUCAACCAAUACAAAAUUCAGCAACUCAUGGAAAAUUAUCAUUAUAUGAAACACUUUCAAAACAAACCGAACCCGAUAUGACAGUUAAACAAGCACAUGAAGAAUGUUUAUUAACUGAUGAUGAUUUAAAAUUAAUUGCUUAUCAAGUGGCUUGUGGAGUUGAUUAUUUAAAUCGAAGACAAAUAGCUCAUUGUGAUAUUGCAUCAAGAAAUGUUUUAGUUACAUCAAGAUUUAUUAUGAAAAUAUGUGAUUUUGGUUUAGCAACAUGGACAACUUAUAAAAAUUAUCGUGAACAACUUGCACAACAUGAAAGUGUACAACUUGAAAAGAAAAAUAAUGAAAUUGCGACACAUAAUUUAACACCAGAACUCGCUAAAACUUUUUUACGUGCAUCCAGUCCAGAUGAUCGACAAUUAUUAAAUAAAUUAUCAAUUAAAUCUGAUGUAUGGUCAUUUGGUAUAUUUCUUUGGACACUAUUUCUUAAAUGUCGAAUUCGGCCAUUCAGUAAGCUUUUGGAUGAAAUGGAAAAAACAUCUGAUGGUGGAAGUUUCUUUCAUCGACUUGCUCUUGUUAUAAGUGAAGGUCGUGUUCGUCAAUAUAUUAAUUAUCAUCAAGAAAUUCCACGAGAUAUUGAUGCAAUUAUUAGUAUUUGUCUUGUUGAAGAAAAUAGUCGUCCAGAAAUGACACGAAUUCGUGCUCUUUUAUGUCAUUCAAAAAUGUUAUCAAAACAAGCAUUUCAAUAUUAUCGAUCAGAAUAUAAUCGAUAUCAAGAAGAAAAUAUAUCCGAUGAAAAUAUUGAGAGUUUUGGUGAAGUUCAAGGUGUUAGUGAUCUUCCUUCAUUUGAUAGUGAAAAUGCAAUUAAUGAUAAUGAUACUUCAGGAAAUGCUCGUCGUUAUGAAAAUGUUAAUUUUCGUCCGACAACAACUGUUGAUCCAGGUUAUUAUCAAGAUUCAUAUUUAGAACCCGAUAAUAAUACUUCACGAACAACUACAGAUGGACCAAAUGUUUAUUUAAACGAUCCAACACCAUCAAGACCACCGCCACCACCACCGCCGUACAAAAAACCAAAUGGACAAGAUGAUAGUUAUCUUUAA